AUGGGGAGAGUACGAAAGGCAGAAGAGACUGUUUCAAUGAAAAAGAAGAAUUCGGAUCAGCUUCUGAUCGUUUCUGAAGAUCUAUUACUGUCGUCUGUUGAAUAUUUCACUAACGAUCUUGGCACAAUGAAAGAUUUCGAAUCUCUAGGCGCAUUUUCAUUAGAGUCCACCACUUCACGAGUGUGCUACGCUGGUGCAUUCCGACUACUUGUCAACAAAAAUCAAAAUAUAACCUCACGUCGUCUGAGCAAGCAAAACGAGGCAUUCCUGGUGUUAACUGCUGAAAUUCACCCAUGUUUAUUACUCACUUUCCUUUCGGCCAAGAGCCUUUCUAUGCGUUGCGUUGUUGCGAUGAAAAAGUGGUGGGAUUUUUCUUCUGUUAUUACGGAAUCUUUUGGUUUACUAUGUCCUUUCGUUGGGGAACUUACAAGUUAUUCUUUGCGUGAAACGUCUGCAGAUAAGUCAAGUAGGCGAAGCCCGAACGUUGAAAGGUACACAGAGCUUCGUGAACGAGGAAAGCCGAUAUCAGGCGGAUUUGCUAUAAGUGUUGAUAAAAAGCCACAACUUCUACUGGAAUUCGCCAACAUCAAAUAUUCUGUUACAUUUCCGAGAUGGUUUAAACAUCUUCAGUACCAAAUUGACUUGCUCUCCAAUGACGGCAUAGACCACGAUGCGAGUGCUCUGUGCUUCGAUGACGCGGUGGAUGAUAGGAGAUGUGCAACUGACGCGUGCGUGGGUGAGAGGAAGAUUGGAGAAGGAAGCUAA
This is a messenger RNA of Angiostrongylus costaricensis, 765 nucleotides long. NCBI's taxonomy places the organism in Eukaryota, Metazoa, Nematoda, Chromadorea, Rhabditida, Metastrongylidae. The record is from the annotation of a GenBank genome assembly.